Messenger RNA from Dentiscutata heterogama, 824 nucleotides. The record is from the annotation of a GenBank genome assembly. NCBI's taxonomy places the organism in Eukaryota, Fungi, Glomeromycota, Glomeromycetes, Diversisporales, Gigasporaceae.
AUGGGAGUAUCAAUACUUGAUUUCGAUCCUGAUGAAUGCAAUAGAGAAAACCCACCUUUAGAGGUUUUGAUUGGCAUUAUUAUCGCUUGUGGCAUGUUGAUAAGUUACUUACCUCAGUUUCAUAUGGUCGAGUGUUGUAGUAUCGUGUCUGGUGUUCAAUGCUUCGAAAACACGUUAGGGAUCAUUCAACUCGCUAUUCAGUUUUCGAUGUUUGCAUUAAUAUUGACACUUUUCAUGAUAUACUUCCCUCCUGAACGCAAAAUUGCACCAUAUCUUCGUCAUAUACACUUUAAUUCUCCGCCAACAAGUUGGUCGAACGAUUGGCGUGAUUCGGUCUGGAUUUCCAUUGGUGUAGUCUUACACUUAAUUUUGACUGUUAUUGUUUCAAUAUGGCUUUUAAAUUUUGGUACUGCUGAUAGUUAUGAGCCUACUAAGUUCUGGGCAGAUUGUUUGGGUGUCAUAUCUAUGGUGUUUGCAUCCGUUCAGUACUUUCCUCAAAUACUUAGGACUUGGAGACGAAAAUCUGUAGGAGCACUUAGUAUACCUAUGAUGCUUAUACAAACUCCCGGUUCAUUUCUUUUUGUUUACUCUCUCGCCAUUCGUCCUGGAACAAGGUGGACGACAUGGUUUGUUUUCCUUGUUACUGGAUGUCUUCAAGGCACCCUUCUUAUUAUGUGUAUUUGCUGGCAUUUCCGAGCCAAACGCCUCGGUUAUGGACCAUUCCACGUUGGAGAUACAGAUGCUGAUGGUAAGCCGUUGGCGCCACAUGAACAGACGAGAUUGCUUGGUGAAGGGACCCAUGGACACUCAACUACAUCAUCAAG